Linum tenue is the source of this 1545-nucleotide messenger RNA. NCBI's taxonomy places the organism in Eukaryota, Viridiplantae, Streptophyta, Magnoliopsida, Malpighiales, Linaceae. The record is from the annotation of a GenBank genome assembly.
AUGGAUGAUACCGUUGCACUAAUCCUCAGUCUCUGCCUUGUCAUCAUAUCGAUAUCAUUCCUCCUCCUAGUAAUGAAAAGGUCUGCCAAUAGGUCUCCCAAACCGCUUGGGGUGCGGCCUCCUGGGCCGAGGAAGCUUCCGGUCAUCGGAAAUCUGCACCAGUUAAUUAUGACUUCGUCUCUCCCACACCGCCGCCUGGCGGAGUUGGCCCGGAAACAUGGGCCUCUGAUGCACCUCGAUCUCGGACAAGUACCCUGCGUCAUCGUUUCCUCCCCAGAAUGGGCCAAACAGGUCAUGCAAACCCACGAUCUCAACUUCGCCAACAGGCCCACAUUGCCUGCCGCCGACAUCUUAUUAUACAGCGGCCGAGACAUCGGGUUUUCUCAACCUGGCGAGUACUGGAGGACGAUGAGGAAGCUCUGCGCAGCCAAGUUGUUGGGCCCCAAACGCGUCAAGUCGCUCCAGCCCACUAUGGAACGGGAGAUGAGUAAGAUGGUGGCGUCCAUCACCUCCUCUUGCUUUUCAGGUGUCAACGUAUCUCGAAUGCUUUGUUGUUUGGGGAACGCCAUCAGUACAAGUGCAGUAUUUGGGGGGAGCAGUAGCACCCAGAAGCAACGGCAAGAAUUUGUGCCACUCAUAAAAGAAAUUACUAAGGCGGUGGGUGCGUUCAGCCUCGUGGACGUGUUCCCUUCUAGCAAGUUGUUGCGUCGCAUCACACGAUACGAACCCAAACUGAAGAAGAUUCACGCAGCAGCUGAUGCCAUUAUGGAAGCUGUAAUCAACGACCAUAUGGCAAAAAGAUCAACAAAACAUGACCAAGAUGACAAUAACGAUGAAGAUCUUGUUGACGUUCUUUUGGAUCUCAAGGAGAAGGACGACCUCCGAUUCCCUUUCUCCAACUUCGAGAUCAAAGCUGUCAUCCUUGACAUAUUUAUUGCUGGGACUGAAACCUGGACUAUCACGGCAGCAUGGGUAAUGUCUGAGCUCAUGAAGAAUCCGGAUGUCAUGGAAAAGGCACAGAAAGAGAUCAGACAAGUAGUAUUUAGUAGAAACGGGGAAAAAGAUGUGAACGAAGCAGACAUUGGUGAAUUGAACUACCUGGAGCUCGUUUUAAAAGAAACCUUGAGAUUGCACACCCCUGAUGCUCUUACAAUCCCAAGGGAAAGUCAAGAAACGACGGUGAUUAAUGGAUAUCGGAUCCCUGCCAAGACCAGAGUCAUAAUUAACGCAUGGGCAAUUGGUCGAGAUCCCGAUUACUGGACCGAACCAGAAACUUUCAAUCCAGAAAGGUUUCUCAAUUCCUCCGUUAGUUACAAGGGACUCGAUUUUCAAUUAAUCCCAUUUGGAGCGGGACGAAGAAUUUGCCCUGGCAUGCAUUAUGGAGUUGCUAUAGUGAAGCUUGUGAUUGCAAAUUUACUCUACCAUUUUGACUGGGAGCUACCAAACGGAAUGAUGCCCCAAGAGUUGGAUAUGUCCGAAAGCUUUGGGACGGAAGUCGGAAGGAAAAACGAUCUUCUGCUCAUCCCCAUUCCAUACCACCCCUAA